Dendrobium catenatum is the source of this 1047-nucleotide messenger RNA. Its product is annotated as proline-rich receptor-like protein kinase PERK9. The record is from RefSeq and is a predicted model, not a curated record. The coding region runs from base 1 to 1047 and encodes 348 amino acids. NCBI's taxonomy places the organism in Eukaryota, Viridiplantae, Streptophyta, Magnoliopsida, Asparagales, Orchidaceae. The transcript has a single exon.
AUGGUUUGGUCAAAGGGAGCGUGGUUUAUUUUCAGUAAACCCUUCAUCUUCAAAAAAUGGACUUCGCAUUUUAGCCCGGAAAGAGACGAAUAUUCCAAUGUUCCUAUAUGGUUCAAAAUCCAUGAUUUACAGUUGUGUUGUUGGACCCCUGUAGGAAUUUCUAAAAUUGCUACAAAAAUUGGAAUACCCCUUGCUGUCGAUGCUCUCACAGCCUCCAAAUCCAGACUCACCUACGCUCGAGUAUAUGUCCAAGUUGACUCUACUGCUACCUACCCUGCAAUUGUCCCUAUUACGGUUGAAAGAAAGCUCUUCAAUCUGAGAAUUCAAUACGAAUGGCGCCCUUCUAUUUGCAACCUCUACAAAUCCUUCAACCAUCAAGCUAUUUCAUGCCCAUCAAACCCAAACCCUAAACCUUCUCUCCCUCCUACUAUCUCCCGUGGAAGGCGUACAAGCCGAAGACCCAGACCUCCAUCCACAAAUCCCACGGGCAUCCUCCCGAACCCCAACAUUCCCACUGAACCUCUCCAUGCCUUAACUCAAGACAUUGCUCCUCCACCAAAAGAUGUUGUCAUUCCUUCUUCAAACAUAUUGCUCUCAUAUAUAGAAACUCGGCCUAAUUCUCAAAUCCCUCCCCCAACAAAUUCUUCUACCCUACCAGAAUCCGCUCCUACUGCUGUUAUUCCUUAUAUUACUGAGACAUCUCAUCCUCAACAAAAUUCUGUGACAAUUCCCAACCUCAACUCUCCAACUCUGCCUUCUUCUUCCUCAUCCGAUUUACCCCCUCCUCCUCACAUUCCUCCACCAAAAAUGCUCUCUCCAAACAAAUUUUCUAUCUUGCAAUCUCUCUCUGAUUCUGAAACUGCUUCCAACAUUGAACCUGAACCGGAACCAGAUGAUCACUUACUUCAAACAAAACUGGGAACUUCCUCACCCCUUUCUAGCUAUAAGCCUAAUACCUCUCAACCAAGCACAACUCCUCAGUCUCAAAGAAACAUAAGGGGAAAGGGCGCCAAGAAAGGCCCUAAGACUAAAAAUAAUCAUCCAUGA